GGAUCUGCCUGACGUCCGACAUCGACGUGCUGCUGUACCACAUGAACAACGCUCGCUACCUGCGCGAGGUCGACUUCGCCCGCAUCGACUUCUACCAGCGCACGGGGCUGCUGUCGCACAUCCGCGCCAAGGGCGGUGGCGUGGUGCAGGGCGCCGCCACCAUCCGCUACCGCCGCUUUAUCCGGCCCUUCACGAUCUUCCGCAUCGACUCCAGGAUCAUCUACUGGGACAGCACGAGCAUCUUCAUGGAGCACAGGUUCGUCACCCCCAAGGACAACUUCGUGCGCGCCAUCGCCGUCUGCCGGCAGCGGGUCAUCGACUGCAACGCCGAGGAGAUCAUGACGGACCUGCUGCUGAGGCCCGAGCCCAAGAUGGCCAACCAGCUGACGGGCGUGACCAACCCCAGCGCCGUCAUCGAGAUGGAGCCCGAGGACAAGGACAACAAAAUGCACACCGUGGUGCUGGAUCCCGUGAGGCCCGACGGCCUCCCUGCCAAGCCCGCGCUGCCGCUCGAGGUGGCCAAGUGGUUGGAGAGCAACGAGAUCUCGAGCGCGAACCUGCGGAACGGCUGCUGAGCGUUGAGAACAAGAGUUGAAACUCUGGACAUAGUUCUUUCAAACACCCUUACGCCUACCUGUUCCUUCGAAACGUGAGAAACGGGCGACUGUGUUGCAGCUCUUCGCCUGAAGCUCGACUGGAGAAAUUGGAACAAAGUGAAAAAUGGUUACACAUUUCUGCUGACACUGGCUGGGUGGGUGGAAUGCUCUGAAGCGACGCGCGGGGCCGCGUGCCUCGGGGAAGACCAAAUCAUGUGGUGCUAGUCAAGUCCCUCGGACCCGUUCAAGUGGGAAAUGAUCACCGGCCGAUAUGUUGAAUUGACUUGUUUUUAUGUCAUCGAAAAUAUGUUAGUCGACGCUUUGCGGCCGAAUCAUUUCUCUUGCUGUCAGGUUUUCCGAGGAACUCACUUUAUUUUGACAACGCGGCGUGCUUCACGUACGUUCUUUUCAAUGCGCGUUGUUUCACCUAAGUAUAAAAUGAUCGUUAGUUGUUUUAAUUUAAAUUACAUGGAUCGUGGUGGAUUUCCCGAAACGUGAUAUUAGUUUGAUAGCCUGUGUACUGUUAACAAAAAGAAAAUCCUUGGCCCCAAUACCUUACUGACAAUUAGUAAACGGGUGAGGCGAUUAAUUUCACAGAGUUAACUGCUCAAAGGAUUUAGUCAUGAGGAGACAAUCAAAAGAAGAUGGGACCAGGAUCGCGCUGAGGG
This is a messenger RNA of Frankliniella occidentalis (western flower thrips), 1264 nucleotides long. Its product is annotated as protein THEM6. Lineage: Eukaryota; Metazoa; Arthropoda; Insecta; Thysanoptera; Thripidae. The record is from RefSeq and is a predicted model, not a curated record.